Messenger RNA from Anopheles nili, 2952 nucleotides. RefSeq names its product translation initiation factor eIF-2B subunit delta (gene eIF2Bdelta). The record is from RefSeq and is a predicted model, not a curated record. Lineage: Eukaryota; Metazoa; Arthropoda; Insecta; Diptera; Culicidae. The transcript has 4 exons. Bases 1 to 2496 code for a protein of 831 amino acids.
AUGGAGACCGCUGCUUCAUCGGAACCAGGAACGAUGAAAAAGAAACGGAAUCGCUCUCACAAGAAAUCGAAGCCAGAGAAAACGGUGCGAUCAUCCCCGGUAGAUACCAGUGCUGAACAAGUAAGCAUCGUUGGGAAGGAAAACAAUCCUCCAGUCCGCACUGCUGUUCCGGUUAGUGCGGCUUCUUGUGAAAUCUCCUCAGCGAUCGAAACGAACCAGACUACGGAACAAGCAAAAAAGGCAGAACUCUCUCGUAAACCUAGUCGCCGUGGAAAACGAAAGCCGAAGAACGGCAAAGAGGACCAGCAGAAUUCAACCAUCCAACAAACUGCAGCUGAACAAGCAUCCGCGACGUGUCACAUACUCUUUAAACCUGCACGCCCAGGCAUCCCAAACGAUCCUGCCCGACCGGAUAAUCAGACCGUGGAACGAGCAAAUGUUGUAUCGAUUUCAACGAAACCCGUAAGCGACAUAUCUAAGAACGACUCUUUUCAAAAGAAUGAAAUUUUACUCGCUAAUGCAGACGGAAUACUGAAGAAUAUAGAACUCGAGCAAAUUUUCCCCGGAUCGAAUUUGUUUCGUUUCGACACCGGCGGGAGCCCUGUUGGAAAAUUAACUCUAACUGAACCGUGCACUGUUGCACUGGUUCUGCCAGAGUCCCCCAGAAUAUUGGGUGAUACAGGUGCGUACAAAGACUUGGUGGCUAUCAGCGCUGACGAGCUGUUCCCCAAGAGUAAAACGGUGGGGCACGACCCGAUCGGACUAAAAGCGAAUCAAACUGCGGUUCAACCCUGUCCAUUAGCGCCUGCCACGAACAUGAGUGCACCUGUCGAGGCCGAUGUAAAGAUGGAAAAGUCGCGCGAGGAAAUUCUUGCCGAACGUGAAGCCAAAAAGGCCGCCAAGUUAGCGGCCAAAGGGAAAUCAAAAGGGAAACCAAGCGCUCCUGUCCAAGGAAAGCAACGUGAUGAAAUCCAGCCACCGGCAAAGCCGGAGAGUCUAGGGCAACCGAAUGCACCGAGCGAGUUGAAAAAGUCCAGCUCUGAUGUAAGCAUCUGCGAGAAGAUGAAGGAUUUGCACAUCAGUGACGUACCAACGACAGUUGAAAAACCCGCCCCCAAAGAGUUGUCAAAAGCGGAACGUAAGGCACAGUUUGAAGCGAAAAAUCCCUCUCUCGCGGGCGGGACUAAACCUGCCAAGCCCGCGUUAAGCAAGGCCGAACGGCGAGCCAUACAAGAGGCGCAACGGGCAGCUAAAGCCGAGGUGCAACAGGCUAAAAAGCGAGACGUGCAAUCGGCUGGUGGUACGUCGGGAGCGAAACAGGAACCAUCGAAAAAGUCGUCCGGUGAACCGAAGGCACCAGCGGCUAAUGACCUGCCCACCCUUGAAAGCGGCAUACCGGAACCAGCCGAGGGAGGCGUGAAGCCACCCCGUAAGCAUAUCGUAAAUUUGUUCAACCAUUUGCAUCAACCGAAAUAUGCGGCGUCGGAAAUCGUCAACUCACCAACGUUACAUCCGGCCGUUACGAAGCUAGGCAUACAGUACGCGGAAGGUGCGGUCGUUGGCUCUAAGGCACGUUGUCUCGCUCUGCUGAAGGUGCUGAACCAACUGAUCCACGAUUACGAGACACCACCGGGGAAGGAAUUUGGUCGUAGCUUCGAGGAGACGUUAACCAUGGUGGCGAAUCACCUGCAUCGCUGCCGGCCGUUUUCCGUCUCCAUGACGAACGCGAUGCGGGACGUGAAGAUGCACGCGCGCCAGCUAGAUGGAAAGGUUUCCGAUUCGGAGCAAAAGGAGAGUUUGCUGGAAUCGAUCGAAUCGUAUAUCAGCGACCACAUCGAAAAGGCGGAAGAUGCCAUUUGCUUGUCUGUUCAGCAAAAGAUCUGCGACGGCGAUGUCAUACUGACGUACGGAUGCUCUUCACUUAUUAAACGCAUAUUGCAGGAAGCGCAUCGACGAUCGAAAAAAUUUCGGCUAAUCAUCGUAAAUGCGCGACCGCGUCAGGAAGAGAACGGCAUGCUGGAGUAUCUCGUGAAGCAGGGCGUCAAGACCACGUGUGUACUGAUCAAUGCGGUCAGCUACGUGAUGCCGCAGGUGACAAAGGUCCUUCUCAGCGCGCACGCCCUUCUUGCGAACGGUUCCGUCAUGAGCCGCGUGGGCACGGCGCAGAUCGCGCUCGUGGCUAAAUCCCACAACGUACCCGUGCUGGUCUGCUGCGAAACGCACAAAUUUACCGAGCGCGUUCAAACGGACGCUUUUGUCUACAAUGAGCUGGGAAAACCGGACGAUCUUAUCCAGCUGCCCCGCAUUGGCGAAUAUACCGAGGUGAAACCCAUGCUGACGGGCUGGGAAGCGAUGACUUCGCUAACGAUACUUAACCUUCACUAUGACGUUACACCGCCCGAGCUUGUAACCGCCGUCGUCACCGAAGUGGCGAUUCUGCCCUGCACAAGCGUGCCAGUGAUCCUGCGCAUCAAACCAUCCGACGUAGCUUACUGAAUUUGGUUUGAUUCGGAGAUUUUUCACGGAUAUUAAAUUUCACUAAUAAGGGCUUGAAUGGGCUCGGUCGAAAACACAUUAAAAUAGAAAGCCAAUAACAGUUUCAAAUAGCUUUAAUAGCACUGAUGCGUUUUGCAGAUCAAUUCAUUACAGGCGUCACUUUUGCAUUCAUCAUCACGAAAGUGCUAAGCGAAUGAACUCCAAUCAAUACUCGGGCAAGCUUACUAGGCUUGUUAAAAGCACCAGGACCAACGCCACAAGCCGCCAAGUUGAUGGUGGAAUGAAAACUCUCAAAGCCCUUUGCUACGAAUAGAAAUUUCAGGAAUCACGAUCAAUCAAGGUCACUAAGCGGUAGUAGCGCCUGAUAAAUAAGUAAACCACGUUUCUCGAGUUCGGUUCUAUUCUUUAUGAAUGCGUUUUUUCAGUUCUUGUUGGUACUCCUGUGGGUGUGUUGUU